Astyanax mexicanus (Mexican tetra) is the source of this 1563-nucleotide messenger RNA. Its product is annotated as zinc finger protein 239-like. NCBI's taxonomy places the organism in Eukaryota, Metazoa, Chordata, Actinopteri, Characiformes, Acestrorhamphidae. Gene Ontology annotation, biological process: regulation of transcription by RNA polymerase II; central nervous system development. Gene Ontology annotation, molecular function: DNA-binding transcription factor activity, RNA polymerase II-specific; RNA polymerase II cis-regulatory region sequence-specific DNA binding. Gene Ontology annotation, cellular component: nucleus. The record is from RefSeq and is a predicted model, not a curated record. Bases 221 to 1273 code for a protein of 350 amino acids. The transcript has 2 exons.
CCGGGUCUGUAGCUGGAGCGCCGGAGUAAGAGCAGGAUCAGCUGAACUACAGAAGAAAUGAAAAUAUUCUCCUGAAAUUCACCACCAACAACCAGGAUAUUUAUCAAAAGAUCAAAGUUAAACUGCUGAAAGAGGGGAAGCACAAGCAAUCCUGAAGAAUCUGGAGAACACACAAAAAUAGUUUGCUACAUUUAACAGACAAAUAAAGCCAAGUCCCGACAUGGAGAAACAUCAGCACUCUGUCAAGAGUUUUACUAAACAGAGUACUCUCAAAAAUCACCAGUGCAUUCACACAGGAGAGAAACCGUAUCACUGCUCAGACUGUGGAAAGAGUUUUAAUCGACAGAGUCAUCUCCAACAACACCAGCGCAUUCACACAGGAGAGAAACCGUAUCACUGCUCAGACUGUGGGGGGAGUUUUAAUCGACAGAGUCAUCUCCAACAACACCAGCGCAUUCACACAGGAGAGAAACCAUAUCACUGCUCAGACUGUGGGAAGAAUUUUAAUCAACAGAGUACUCUCAAAACACAUCAGCGCAUUCACACAGGAGAGAAACCGUAUCACUGCUCAGACUGUGGGAAGAGUUUUAAUCAUCAGGGUCAUCUCAAACUGCACCAGCGCAUUCACACAGGAGAGAAACCGUAUCACUGCUCAGACUGUGGGAAGAUUUUUACUACCCAGAGUGAACUUAAACGACACCAGCGCAUUCACACAGGAGAGAAACCGUACCACUGCUCAGACUGUGGGAAGAGUUUUAAUCAACAGGGUCAUCUCAAACUGCACCAGCGCAUUCACACAGGAGAGAAACCAUAUUACUGCUCAGACUGUGGGAAGAGUUUUACUACCCAGAGUGAACUUAAACGACACCAGCGCAUUCACACAGGAGAGAAACCAUAUUACUGCUCAGACUGUGGGAAGAGUUUUAAUCAACAGAGUACUCUCAAAACACACCAGCGCAUUCACACAGGAGAGAAACCGUAUCACUGCUCAGACUGUGGGAAGAGUUUUAAUCAACAGAGUAGUCUCAAAAACCAUCAGCGCAUUCACACUGGAGUAAAACCAUAUUACUGCUCAGACUGUGGGAAGAUUUUUACUACACAGAGUAAUCUCAAAAAUCACCAGCGCAUUCACACAGAAGAGAAACCGUAUCACUGUUCAGACUGUGGGAAGAGUUUUGCUACACAGAGUCAACUUAAAAAUCAUCAGCGCAUUCACACAGGAGAGAAAACUGUCCCAAAUUUGUUCCACGGCAAUAAAAAGCGCAAAUCGUAAAUCUUUCAGACAGACCACCUUAUCCUACACAAAUGUUUCACUUUGUCACUUGGGACACGUUCCACCAGAAAUAAACAUGAACUGAAUUUAACAACGGAUUUUACAGAUUCAGCAAAAUGAAUCUGAUCCAGAUGAUGUUUAUUGAAAUUAAUGUUAUGUUUUCUCGUAUGUUUGAUAUUCCAGGACAUUCUCUCGUUGAUGUACUUUUACUCUUUUCUAAUAUAUAUUUAUAUAUAUAUGUAAUGCUGAAACUAUUUUUCCAGUAAACUUUCAUACAUUUUAUAUUCUAA